AACUAGAAGCCUAUUGCGUGACCCAACCCCCUCCAAGAUUAAACAUUGUAUUUAUUUUUUCUUGGGGGAGGGGGGCGGAGUCCUCAUCGCUAUUGUGGAUGGAAUUCCAGGCUGUUAAAUACUUAUUUAUUUUAUCCAGCUUUAUUUUAACUAAAAGGCGAAAAAAGCACGAAAGGUAGCAAAAUAAGUCAUAAAAGGUGAAAAAGAACAGCAAUGUUUGUUAAAAAGGUGGAAAAAUGUGAAGCUUGUUGAAAACGUACUCAAAAGAUGAUAUCAUAUUUUUGCAUUUGGUGAAAAAAAUUACAGCAAUUAAACAGGUGCAUGUUUUUUUGGGUGUGAAGUGACCAUUUUUAAUCUCAUCAAGAGGAUUGCUCAUAAAUAUAACAAUAGGUCAAGGUUUUUUUUUAAUGUUUUCAUAACAAAUAAGCAUGAAAAGUGCCAAAAACGAAAAAAAUGGGAUUUUCCCCCCAAAACUACGCUUUAGAUAAUUUGUCCCAAAUUUGUACGAAAAAGGUAAAAAACCUAGGUUUUCGUUCUUUUAAUUUUUUCUUAGAUCUAAUUAUUACCAAUAUUGCCUUGUUUUCUCUGCAGGCGUUCUGAAAUGAGUAAAUCCGCCGUCACUAUCUUCUUAGCAUUUUUUUUCUUGACAUUUUGGAUGUUGUUGAGACAAAUCCAUCAAAAUGCACCAAACCAAAAGCCUGAUCAACCAAUUAGUGAAUCCCGUGUUAAUUCCAGCAUAACUUUCCUGAGUGACGAUGCCGUCAUACAACGAACUUCAGAUUGUGCAAGUUAUUUCGAAUUUAUGAAUCACUUUUCCUCGAAGAAAUCUCGUUUCAGUGAAAAAAACACUUUUCCCUUGGCUUUUGCCAUCUCCGCCCACUUUCAAGUGGGCAUUUUAGAGCUGUUCUUGGCCACUUCAUUCGAUCCUCUGGAUUCAUAUUGUAUUCAUGUCGAUGCCAAGGCCGAUGAGAAAGUGACAAAGGCUGUGGAUCAGAUGGUGAAGUGCUAUCAAUGGAAACAUCCCAAGGCCACCAUUUUUACUGUGGAUGAUCCCAUCUCUGUGUUUUGGGGCCAUUUUUCUGUCUUAGAGGCGGAUCUAAAAUGCAUGCAACUCUUGCGGACGAGGAACACCCAUUGGAACCUGCUCAUCAAUCCGGCUGGAACAGAACUACCACUCAAACCAAUGCCCGAAAUCAGAAAAUACCUGGAGAAGUUCCCCAAUGGAAUUAUCGAUUCUUUUCCGCUUCCGGAGGGCAAUAAAGGCAGAUUUGUUGUCUCAAAAGAGAAUGAAAAUAACACGAAAACCGACCAAGUCAAGGAAUCACCCCCGGGAAACAUCGUCAUGAGGAAAGGCUCCAAGAAUGUGGCUUUGUCCAGAGAGUUGGUCGAUUUCUUCUUGGAUGAUCCUUCUUCGAAAGGCCUCCAAGAGUGGCUCCAAGACAAAUCUGUUCCCGACGAGCAUUUCUAUUCCACGAUCAUCACCUUGAUCAACAAUGGGACUCAGGACUUGAACUCGGAUUCAACUUAUGGAGGUUGCGUAAGGUUGUCUUGGUGGGGCGACAACAAUUGCAAAGGGGAAAAUGUCAGGGCAGUGUGCAAUUUUGGUCUGCAGGAUUUGCCAAGAUUAUAUCAAGAUGGCAAUUGUCUAUUUGCAAACAAGUUCAACCUGGACGUGGAUUCAAUUGCUCCUCUGUUCCAUGCUCUUUACUUAUUGAAUUCAUGAUCAAGUAUUGAACAUUGUUAUGUCCCUAAGGACACACCCAUAAUCCAAUAUACUCGGAGGGUUAUAUCUUCA
Molecule: messenger RNA, 1795 nt
Organism: Tigriopus californicus
Lineage: Eukaryota; Metazoa; Arthropoda; Copepoda; Harpacticoida; Harpacticidae
Product: N-acetyllactosaminide beta-1,6-N-acetylglucosaminyl-transferase-like
Exons: 2
Coding region: 602-1723 (373 amino acids)
Cellular component (GO): membrane
Molecular function (GO): glycosyltransferase activity
Source: RefSeq, a predicted model, not a curated record